CGAACGGUUCCAGUCUUCCAGAUUGCUGAUAUGGAGAUCCCCUGUUCCAGAUUGUGAGCUGCGUAUCCCAGCUUCGGCCAUCUUGAAUCGAUCGAUCAUCUCCAACAUUAACUGGCCGAUUGUCCUUUGCGAGAUCAGCUUCCAAUCUACAGGUCGUUCCAUGGAGGGAGUUAAGUACUGCUCUUCCGGGAGAGUAAAGGCGAGGCGGGGCUCUAACGGCAUCAAAAAAGGAACUUUACCUUUUCCCUGUAUUUUGGGUCAAAAAGGAAUUUGGACUUCUGCAAAUCAUUUUCCUCCUCCCUAACAGACCUUAGGCUCUUCCUGUCUGUUGAUUUCUGUCAUGGACUACAUCUAUUGGAUGAGGAGUAUUAGAAGGUGCACAUUCUAACUUCUGAAAAUUUUAAAGGAAAGAUAUUUUUUUGUGACGAAGAAGGAACGAUGAUUAAUGUUUUACUCUUCAAUGGCUUUUUCAACAGGUGUAUGAUUUCUCACAUAGAAGAUUAUGGAUCAUUGGGUGAGUAGACUGUCUUUCUCUGACGACAGACUCGAGUUGCAGAACAAGAUCAUUUUUACCUCCUAAAAAAAUCUAUGGAUAUUACACAGAAAUUUAGUGAUGAGAAUGUACUACCUCUUGCGGUCAUAGAUGCCCCAUCAAAUUCAGAAUAUCCUAAUCGUGCUGCUACGUUGGACUCUCAAGAUGAUCCCGACUAUAAUGCCACGAUCAAGUUCCUUAACCAGAUACUACUGGAGGAUAACAUGGAUGAGAAUGAUCUCAGCAUGUCCUAUGAUCCCAUUGCUCUUAGGGCUGUUGAGAAUUCGUUUUAUAAUGCCCUGUGUCAGAACCCUUCAUCUCCUUAUCAAGGACCUCUAUUUUAUAACAAUAAUUCUGAAAGGUUGCACUGCACAUUUGGCAGCUCAGGCUAUUAUAGCACAACUGGCAGCACCGUUAGCAGUUUUGACACUAGCCAGUGGAUUGUCAAUCCUGAAGGUCCAAAAUCAUCUCUGGCUGGUGAUCCUCCCGAGUACGCUUCCCAUAAAUAUAACACCAAUUCCACUAUAAGAAAGAAGCAUAACCUUCCAGAUAGAAGUGGGUUAGAAGAAGAAAGGAGCAGCAAAUUUUCUGCAGUCUAUGAGGAGGAGGUGAAGGAGGUUGAAUUGUCUGAGAUGUUUGAUAAGGUUUUGAUAUGUGCUGAUAACAUCAUAUCUGAUCGGUUUUCAUCUGCUGUUGGUGGCCGGAAGAGUCGUUCAUUGAAACAAAGAGAUGAUAGUGAGUUUGUAGAUCUGGAGACACUUUUAUUAGGCUGUGCACGGUCUAUUGCUGCUUCUGAUCAUGGGUCUGUAAAAGAAAAAUUGAAGAUGAUCAGGAAGCACUCUUCACGUACCGGUGAUGCCAGUCAAAGGAUGGCUCAUGCAUUUGCGAAUGCUCUUGAGGCACGGCUUAACGGAACAGGCGCACAACUCUCUGAGGCCUUAGCUCCAAAUAAAAUGACAGGUUCUGGGCUCUUAAAAUCCUUCCUGAUAUCAUGGCCAAUCGCAAGAUUAUCAUAUUUCAUUGCAAAUAAAAUGAUUCAGGAAGUAGCUUUGAAUAGUACAUCACUGCAUGUCAUAGAUUUUGGUAUUUUUUAUGGUAUCCAGUGGCCCACUCUCAUCCGCGAUCUUUCUCAAAGACCCGCCGGCCCUCCUAAACUUCGAAUAACUGGAAUUGAAUAUCCCUUAUGUGGUUUUCGCCCAGAACAAAUGGUAGUAGAGACUGGUCGUCGCUUGGCAAAGUAUUGCGAACAGUUUGGCGUUCCAUUUGAGUACAAUGCCAUAACUACAAAGAGUUGGGAGAAAAUUAAAAUUGAAGAUUUGAAGCUUGUGAGGGGUGAGGUUGUUGCUGUUAACUGUGUAUAUCGACUGAAAAAUCUAAUGGAGGGGACAGUUGGGGUCGAUAGCCAUAGGGAUGCAGUUCUGGACUUAAUUUGGGAAAUAACUCCACAUAUAUUUGUGCCGAAUGUGCUCAAUGGAUCUCACAGCUGCGAUAUCUUUCUGUCUCGGUUCCGAGAGGCUUUUUUAUUCUACUCUAAUUAUUUUGAUAUGUUUGAUGCUACUUUACCACGCAAUUGUAGCAGCAGAUUGAGCUUUGAGCAAGAGUUCCUGGGACGCGAAAUUAUGAAUGUUGUUGCUUGUGAGGGAAUGGAAAGAGUAGAGAGGCCAGAAACAUACAAGCAGUGGCAUUUGCGCAUUAUGAAAGCUGGGUUCAAGCCCAUGCCCAUGAACCCGGAUCUUGUGAAGAAGUUAAGAGGCAAGGUGAACGCAAGGUAUCACAAAGAUUUUGUGUUUGAUGAAGAUGGCCAUUGGGUACUGCAAGGAUGGAAAGGUCGGAUUCUUUGGGGUGUUUCCGGUUGGGUGCCUCAUCGGACUCUUUGCAGUUUUGACACUGAAGAAUCAAAAUCAUCUCUGGCUGGUGAUCCUCCCUCUUUCCAUUCAUCAAGUCUAAUGAACUUGGAUGACUAUAACACCGAUUCCACUAGAAGCAAGAAGCAUAACCUUCCAGAUAAAAGUCGGAUAGAAGAAGAAAGGAGCAGCAAAUAUUCCGCAGUUUAUGAUGAAGAGGAGGAGGAGGUUGAAUUGUCUGAGAUGUUUGAUAAGGUUUUGAUAUGUGCUGAUAGUAUCAUAGCUGAUCAGUUUAUAUCUCUAGUUUGCUGCAAGGGAACAAAACAGAACCACCAAGGUGGCAGGAAGAGUCAUUCAAAGACACAUAAAGACAAUACUGAGUUUGUGGAUAUGGAGACGCUUUUAUUAAGCUGUGCACGAUCUAUUGCUGCUCUUGAUCAUGAGUCUGCAAAAGAACAAUUAAGAAAUAUCAGAAAGUACUCAUCGCCAACUGGUGAUGCCUAUCAAAGGAUGGCUCAUGCAUUUGCAAAUGCUCUUGAGGCACGGCUUAAUGGGACAGGCCCACAACUCUCUGAGGGCCUUGCUCCAAAUAAGAUGACUGGGCUAUUAAGAUCCUUCAUGAUAUCUUGGCCAGUCUUAAGAAUAUCAUAUUUCAUUGCUAAUAAAAUAAUUCAGGAAGUAGCUUCAAAGUGUACAUCACUGCAUGUCAUAGAUUUUGGUAUUUAUAAUGGUAUCCAGUGGCCGACUCUUAUCCAUGAUCUUUCAAAAAGACCCACCGGCCCUCCUAAACUUAAAGUAACUGGAAUCGAAUACCCGAUACGUGGUUUUUGCCCAGAACAAUUGGUAGUAGACACUGGUCGUCUCUUGGCAAAGUAUUGCAAACAAUUUGGUGUACCAUUCGAGUACAAUGCCAUAACUUCACAGAAUUGGGAGAAAAUCAAAAUUGAUGAUUUGAAGCUUGUGAGGGGUGAGGUUGUUGCUGUUAACUGUGCGUUCCGGUUGAGAAACCUAAUGGAUGAGACCCUUGGGGAGGACCACCCUAGCCCUAGAGAUGCAGUUCUGAACUUAAUCCGGGAAAUAAAUCCACAAGUUUUCGUACCAAUUGUGCUCAAUGCAACUCACAGUGGCCCUUUGUUUCUGUCUCGGUUCCGAGAGGCUUUUCUAUUCUACUCCAAUUAUUUUGAUAUGAUUGACGCCACUGUGCCACAUGAUGACAGCAGAUUGAGGUUUGAGCAGGAAUUUGCGGGACGCGAAAUAAUGAAUGUCAUUGCUUGUGAGGGAAUGGAAAGAGUAGAGAGGCCUGGAACAUACAAGCAGUGGCAGAUGUGCAUUACAAAAGCUGGGUUCAAUCCAAUGCCCAUGAACCAGGAUCUUGUGAAGAAGUUAAGUGGCAAGGUGAAGGCAGGGUACCACAAAGAUUUUGUGUUUGAUGAAGAUGGCCAUUGGGUACUGCAAGGAUGGAAAGGCCGGACUCUUUGCGGCGUUUCUGGUUGGGUCCCUUGUCGUUAAUGCCCUGAAGAGGACCUGUUUUAUAUAAAUAUGUAUACGUUUGUCUAUUUGAUUAUGGGAAUGCACAUUUUCUCUGUUUUUGUUGUUCUCUAACAUCAAACAUGUUGAUGGAUGAUUUCAAUUAUUUUGUGGCUGUUUCUCUUUUUCCAUUAUCAAAGAAUUUAUUGAAUUUUAGGUGUGUGUAGGGGCUUAACAUUUGUGUAAGGUAUAAUUUGAGCAAGUUGAGUGAAAUGAGAU
Cuscuta campestris is the source of this 4122-nucleotide messenger RNA. Lineage: Eukaryota; Viridiplantae; Streptophyta; Magnoliopsida; Solanales; Convolvulaceae. The record is from the annotation of a GenBank genome assembly.